AUGGCGCAAUCAGAUACCGCUGUUGGUUCCAUAUAUGCCGAGCUGCUCUCGAACAUCAGACAAGUGUCAGUUAGAGCCACGCUGUUGUCGCCAUCGGAUGCGACGACCAAGGCCGAGAUUCUCGAUGACGGCCGCCGCAUUCAGAUUCACCACCAGGGUGCAGUAAGAAUACUAGACCUUCCAGCAACUGUCCUAGUACGAUCUACGAUCCCCAUCCCAGAGAAUUCCUCGCAGGACUUGACCUGGAGGCUACCAGUGCCGGCCACUGAGACGCAACUGACAAGAUUCUCUGCCGAGAACCAGUCAGUGCCUUGGAGCUCUACGGAUCUCAAAGUCGGCUCUUGUAUCUGCUGCAGACACUGCAAUUACAAUAUUGUCAAACAUGGCCGUAUAAAAUCAUGGAAGGAUUUACCCAGCGAGAACUGGGCAGAAAUGAUGGAGUUCUGGCACUGCCAUAAGCCUCAUGACCAUGAGCACCACGAUGGCGAGAAUCUCUCCAAGCGCGGCUACGGAGCUAAUAGUGCAAUUACCGCCCAACCUGAAGUUGGCUUUGUGGACCUCACAUCUUUCAUGUUCUCUGAGUCGGAUUGUGAUGGACUGUCAGUAAGUUUCACCCAGCUCGCUCCCCCCAAAGCUGUCUGCUUUUUAGAGGUGGGGAAAGAGAAGGUGGCCUAG
Molecule: messenger RNA, 675 nt
Organism: Trichoderma aggressivum f. europaeum
Lineage: Eukaryota; Fungi; Ascomycota; Sordariomycetes; Hypocreales; Hypocreaceae
Exons: 1
Coding region: 1-675 (224 amino acids)
Biological process (GO): proteasome-mediated ubiquitin-dependent protein catabolic process; protein monoubiquitination; protein autoubiquitination
Cellular component (GO): nucleus; cytosol; ubiquitin ligase complex
Molecular function (GO): ubiquitin protein ligase activity; ubiquitin conjugating enzyme binding; cyclin binding
Source: RefSeq, a predicted model, not a curated record